Molecule: messenger RNA, 2270 nt
Organism: Anolis sagrei ordinatus
Lineage: Eukaryota; Metazoa; Chordata; Lepidosauria; Squamata; Anolidae
Gene: ADRB1
Product: adrenoceptor beta 1
Biological process (GO): positive regulation of heart rate by epinephrine-norepinephrine; adenylate cyclase-activating adrenergic receptor signaling pathway; norepinephrine-epinephrine-mediated vasodilation involved in regulation of systemic arterial blood pressure
Cellular component (GO): plasma membrane
Molecular function (GO): beta1-adrenergic receptor activity
Source: RefSeq, a predicted model, not a curated record
UUCGGAGGCGCGGGAGCCCGCCGGAGAGACUGGCUCGCGCAAACCAUGCUGGAGCCCCGGAGCAAGUGGCGGCGGUGGAGGCGGCGUCGGAGGCGCUCCCAGCAGCGGCAGCAGCUGCUGCCAAGAGCCUGGCUCUCUUCCUCCUCCUCCUCUUCUCCUUCAUCCUCUUGGAUGAUGCCCUGAGCGGCCGGACCCCUCUUGCUGCUCUCCGCCGGACAGCCAUGGGAGAUGGCUGGGUCUUCCUAAGCGAGAGCCUCCAGAACCGGUCCAACUCCAGCGGUGCCCAAAGCAACGCCUCGUCCCCGCCCAGCCCGGGCGCCUUGCCCCUGGCCCCCAAGGAGCUGUCCCAGCAGUGGGUGGUGGGCAUGAGCCUCCUCAUGUCCCUGAUGGUGACCUUCAUCGUGGUGGGCAACGGCAUGGUCAUCGCAGCCAUCGGGCGCACCCAGCGCCUCCAGACCCUCACCAACGUCUUCAUCACCUCCUUGGCUUGCGCCGACCUGGUCAUGGGCUCCGUGGUGGUGCCUUUCGGGGCCACGUUGGUGGUGCGCGACACCUGGCUCUGGGGCUCCUUCCUCUGCGAGUGCUGGACCUCAGUGGACGUCCUGUGCGUCACGGCUAGCAUUGAGACCCUCUGCGUCAUCGCCAUCGACCGCUACUUAGCCAUCACCUCGCCUUUCCGCUACCAGAGCCUCAUGACCAAGAAGCGGGCCAAGGUCAUCGUCUGCGUGGUCUGGGCCAUCUCAGCCCUGGUCUCCUUCCUGCCCAUUAUGAUGCAGUGGUGGAGGGACGACGACCCCGAGGCCUUAUUGUGCUACGACGACCCCGGUUGCUGCGACUUCGUCACCAACAGGGCCUACGCCAUUGCCUCUUCCAUCAUCUCCUUCUACGUCCCCCUCUCUGUGAUGAUUUUUGUCUACAUCAGGGUCUACCGAGAAGCCAAGGAACAGAUGAAGAAGAUCGACAAGUGCGAGGGGCGUUUCUACAACAACCACCACCAAAAGCAGCAACACCAACACCCGCCAACCCACCAGCAGCUGCCUAUCCUUGGCAACGGUCCGGCCACCAGGAGGAAAACCUCCCGCAUCUUGGCCGUACGGGAGCAGAAGGCCCUCAAGACCUUGGGCAUCAUCAUGGGGGUCUUCACUCUGUGCUGGCUGCCCUUCUUCUUGGUCAAUGUGGUCAAGGUCUUCAACAGAGGGCUGGUUCCAGAUCAGCUCUUUGUUUUCUUCAACUGGUUGGGUUACGCCAACUCCGCCUUCAACCCCAUCAUCUACUGCAGGAGCCCUGAUUUCCGGAAGGCCUUCAAGAGGAUGCUGUGCUGCCCAAGGAAAGUGGACCGGAGGCUGCAUGCCACUACUGGGGAUCUCUCUCGGUACCCGGGGGGCUUCAUUAGUACUCUCGGAGAUACUGCCCCAUGCACUCUUGGAGGGACGUGGUCCGAUUACAAUGGUGGUGCCCGGGAUGGAAGUGACUCCAGCUUAGAGGACAGGAACAGUAAAACCUCCCAUUCAGAAUCCAAGGGUUGACACAACUUGACAGCAUACCAUGAAUACAGUGAGUGGCUUGCCACCAUUGGUCUACUAGCUCUUGCCAUGAUUCAUGGCUGUUAGAGACACCUUGGAAGUACAAGUUGGGUCCAGUCUGCCUGAAGACUUCAUCUUCUCCUGACAUGACUCUGCCUGCUUUCUGAAAUCUUCAGGAGAUGGCUUCCUAUCAGCCCCACCAUGAUGAAGAGGCAUAUCUGGCAAGGACACUCGCGAGGGCCUUCUUGGUGUGUGCUUCCAGGGUGUUGAAAUCCCUUCCACAAAAGACUCAGCCAGCAAGAAAUUAUCUUUUUAUUUAGACAAACCUUUGACAAUCAAUUGAUUGCAUACCAAGCUAUUUUAAUGAGAGACUCUGAUGAACUUUUAUUCUUGCUGUUACAUUUUAAAAUAUGUUUAUACUGUUUUAAAUUAAUACUGGUUUAUUUAAUUUUCUUACUUUGUCAUUAUGUUUUUUAAGUUGUGCUGUGUUUUAAUAUGAUCUGCCUUGGGUCCCAUGUUGGGAGAAAGGUGGUAUAUAAAUUAAACAAAUCAACAGAGAAAAACGUUUGCAGUGUUGUGCUUCUCCCCUCACUAGAUGACAUUGCUGUGGUCUACUGGUAAUCACUGAGUAUUAAUUGAUGCCUUACCCAAUGGAGUAAUGUAUAGGUAUUGACAGCCUCUAUCAUGAUUGGUAAGUAGCAAUAGAGUUUCCAGAGGGUUUAUGGUAGUAUCUGCUUGUGUUGCAAU